Molecule: messenger RNA, 781 nt
Organism: Vollenhovia emeryi
Lineage: Eukaryota; Metazoa; Arthropoda; Insecta; Hymenoptera; Formicidae
Exons: 1
Source: RefSeq, a predicted model, not a curated record
UAGUGUCGGCUACGGUGCAUGCCUGUAUGUUCGAUCUAGCAGGGAAAUUGAGACUACGAUUGUCAGAUUAGCAUGCGCCAAAUCCAGAGUUGUGCCGUUAAAACCUAUUACUAUUCCGCGUUUAGAACUCUGUGGUGCAUUAGUAUUGGCGCAAUUAUAUCGGGAAGCAAGCGCUAUAUUGAACGUUACACCUAACCGAGUCAUUUUCUGGUGCGAUUCGACCAUCGUUUUGCAUUGGAUAAAAACGCUGCCUCAUCUCCUUAAGACGUUCAUAGCAAACCGAGUCACAGAAAUUCAGAACAUCACUGGUUCCAACGUAUGGCGGCACGUCCAGUCAGAAGACAAUCCGGCGGAUGCGUUAUCAAGAGGUCAGUUGCCUCAUACUUUUUUGCGAAACAAAAUGUGGCUUACGGGACCCUCGUGGUUAGUCGAGGACGAGAGCGAGUGGCCCAAUGAGAUCAUGCAAACAGACAUCGAAAUAACGGAAUUAAAGAAAAACACCUGUUUAAUAGCGGCGACCCACGAUACCGGGAUUCUCACCAAAUACUCUUCCUACUCUGAAUUGCUCAGAAUCAUCGCGUAUUGCCUCCGUUUUCGCCGUACCAUUAAGUCUACCGGCUCAUUAUCCGCAAGCGAGAUUAUUGAGGCUGAACAGCGAAUAUUAAGGAUUCUUCAAGCGUCUCAAUUUGCCAACGAAAUCAAGGAACUCAAACUUAGGGGUUCAACGAAUAAGAGCAAAAUCACUGUUGCGUACAUCAUCGUGCACGAUAGUCAAACAUGA